CCAUCUGGUUCUGACCGUACUUAAAUGGGAGCUGGGACCGGCUGACACUUUCAAAGCAGCAACUCGCCAGGUCUCCGACUUUUACCGACGACACGUAAACUCAACAUUCACCUGUAGCACAUCGUCAGUUCGUUCUUACAGACAUGGCUCAUUCCAAACCGCUGCUCAUCCCAUGGCUGCGGGCUCAGAUUGACAGCUGCAGGUAUCCUGGUGUCCAGUGGACCAACCCGGAGCGGACGGAGUUCUCAGUCCCAUGGAAACACGCUUUGAGGCAGGAUUCCUGUGACACCGACAUACUUAUCUUUAAGGCCUGGGCGGAGGUGAGCGGCAACGGCCGAGCUCAAGGAGAGGCCUCCGUCUGGAAGAGGAACUUCCGCAGCGCUCUCCGAGCCAAAGGCUUCAAAACGCUGGACGACAACAAGAACGACCCCGCGAACCCCCACAAAGUGUUCCGCUUUCCAGAGGGGGCAGCAGCCGGCCGUUCCGCUGCGUCCCAGGACCAAGAGGACCCCACUCUGGUUGAGGAUGGCGUUCCAGUGCAAGAUAGCCAGGGUGAACUAUGCAUUGAUGGCAGUCACUACAUUGUGGAAGACGAUAUGUUUACAUCGCCCCCCUUCACAGUCUCCCUCACCGGAGAAGACCUUCUCCAACAGUGUAUGGCGGGAUUGAACAUUGGCCUUGAGCCAGAUGGAACCGCAGGCUUUCUGGCUCCUCCUGAGCAACAGCAGCUCCAGAACGCGGGCGUGAUUGGUGGACACCCGUUGCCGGGGCAACAGCAGUAUCCAGUCACGUUUAAGGGUGCAGGCGGCGAAGCUGGGUUGCCUGAGCAACCGGCACAUCUGAUGGAGGGAGCCGAGGGGGGGGUUGGCAAUGAGCAAGUGGCUCGUUGUUUCGUACGUACCGUGAACAAGACCGUCGAUGGAGGGGUUUUCAACACUCAGUUUAAUGUAAAGGUAUACUACAGAGGGGUGAAGGUGUGUGAGCAGCUGGUUACCAAUGAAGCCGGAGUCCGCUUAGUCUACAGGCCCGACCUCCUCGCUCCUGUCGUGGAUCCUGAAUCAGGCCUGACCCUGGUCUCCCUGCCAGGUCCCGCCGCCAUGCUGGAUCAGACCCAAGCCCGUCUGACCCAGUGCAUCCUGGACAGGCUGGACAGCUUGGACGUGGGGGUGUCGGGGCCCGUGGUCUACGGCCAGCGGCUGGGAGAAAUUAAGGCCUUUUGGAGCCUCAGCAAGUUCAACCAAGGCACGGAGCCCCAGGAGGUCCCUAAACACCCGCAGCCACUUUACACUUUACACGACUUCACACAAGGAAUAAUAAAGUUCAUUAACGAUGGAGAAUGCCCUCCAUGCUCCCUGUUCUUCUGUAUCGGGGAGAAGUGGCCCGACCCCAACAACAGGCCUUGGGAGAAGAAGCUCAUCACAGUGGAGGUGGUGCUGACCUCAGUGGAGUUAUUGAAGACCCUAGCGGUUCAGGGCGGCUCCUCCUCCCUGCGCUCAGUGGAGCUGCAGAUAUCGCUGGAAAAGAUGAUGGAAAUGUGACCACGCGCCGUCCCCGUUUCUCCUCGUUCGGCUCCUCGGCUCGUGUCCGACUGGCUGCUGCUGAAGCGCAGCGGCAACCUGCGAAUGACUGCGAACGAAUGCGCUCGAUGCGGUCGAACGGAUCGACUCCACGUCCCAGAUAAACCAGCGGCUGCAUUGGAAAAACACCAGUGACUGUGGGGAAAGUCAUCCUACGGGACUCAUGUUAGUCUGAUCUGUUUAUUUAAGGAUUAAAGGUAGUUCACCACUCAUUUACUGUAGAUUAUUGUACUACAGAGACCACUGGAUACAUCUAUCACAUCAGUGCACACUGACAUUUCAAUAAAAACCACGUUUAUUACCAUUUUUAAUUUAAUCUUAUGGUUGCUAUUUCCCAACAGAACAAUAAAAACUCUUCAAAUAAU
Messenger RNA from Betta splendens (Siamese fighting fish), 1942 nucleotides. RefSeq names its product interferon regulatory factor 3 (gene irf3). The transcript has 11 exons. Lineage: Eukaryota; Metazoa; Chordata; Actinopteri; Anabantiformes; Osphronemidae. Gene Ontology annotation, cellular component: nucleus. Bases 144 to 1538 code for a protein of 464 amino acids. Gene Ontology annotation, molecular function: RNA polymerase II cis-regulatory region sequence-specific DNA binding; protein binding; DNA-binding transcription factor activity, RNA polymerase II-specific. The record is from RefSeq and is a predicted model, not a curated record. Gene Ontology annotation, biological process: regulation of transcription by RNA polymerase II; immune system process.